GUGUGUGCAUAUGGUAAUUUAAAAAAUGUAUUUACUCUGUGUUACAUUUAUGACUAUGAUUUAUGAUUCUCAGGGGGGAACCAGUAUUUUCCAGUGGGGCCGUGGCCCCCGCAGCCCCUCCUGUCGGACGCCACUGCCGCUAAACAUUUAUUUCUGUCUAAAUAAAACAGAGGAGAAAAAAAUCCAGCAGCCGCCCAGUUAUUUCCUGUCCCACCCAUCGACCCGAGAGCAGAGGCACUGGGAACACACUGGUCUGACUGGGAACACACUGGUCUGACUGGGAACACACUGGUCUGACUGGGAACACACUGGUCUGACUGGGAUUGCCUCUCUCUCUUCAGCCUACAGUUUAAAGCUUUUAUUUUGAAGGGUCUGCUCAGUUUGACAACCAGGAGAAACUUUUCUCUGCAUCGCUGGACCCGGUUCUUCUCUCUAAGCGGACGGGUCAGAACCGGACUGGACCUCCACCAGAACCAGGUUCUGGUUCUGGACCGGCUGGGAACCCGGAUGGAUCCGGUGAAGGCAGACAUGGAGCUGCUGAGCGACAGCAUGGCCGCCUACGCUCGCAUCAAAGCCAAUCCAGAGAGUUUUGCUCUUUACUUCAUGAUGGGCGUCUCGUUCGGACUCUUCAUGGCGCUCUGCCUCCUGGUGGCCGCCAUCGCCUGCAGGACCCGCAGGCCUCCUCCGUCCCCCGACAGGCGGCAGCUCAAAGACUCCAGCGACGAAGAAGAGAGCAUGUUUGAGGAAGACGGGGCGGAGUCCGAGGGGAAGGUGGCGCUGGGGCCCUUGAGGGACCGCAGCAGCCAGUCCAACGGGACCCUGAGGAGCCUCGACGUCUUCACAUCCGAAGAGGAGCUGGAGAAGGCCCGGCGCCUGGAGGAGCGGGAGCGGAUCGUCCGCGAGAUCUGGAGGAACGGACAGCCGGACGUCAUGGUGACCGGGACAGGAACCAUCGGCCGGGUCCAUUACCGCUAAUGCUAACCGGGAUGAGUGGGCGGGUCCAUUACCGUUGUUCUGUUCUGGAGAUGAAGUUCUCCAGAACUCCCAGGGUCUAGAAUGAUUUUCUUCUGUUGUUGCUGCAGUGAGACUGAAACUGCUUCCUGGGAAUCAUUGCCAGUGAACAACUUUCUGACUGCAGUUUGUUUACCGCAUCACUUCCUGUGUUCCAGUUCUGACCGGGGCCUCCCGGGCCCAGACUGGGCCGGAUGUUUCUCAGGAGCCUCUGGGGUCUCAGAGCAAAGAUCCAGGAAAUGGAAGAUCGUUCUUUCAGUCAUAUUUUCAUCGUUUCUCAUUCAUUUAUAAUUGUGUCAGUUUCAACUAAAUAUUUAAUUAGCAAGCUAAAUAUCGAGCAUGGAGAAAUAUUUAGCCAUCAAGCUAAUUAGUUAGCUUCAAACUCUAUAUUUAGUUUGUAGGUUAAUUUUUAAACCAAAUAGCAGAAAAUAUUAGGUAAGAAUUUAAGCCCCAGUUUUCUCUGACGGGCUGAUAAUCCAGAUUAUUUCUGUUCAGUUUUCAUAAAAGCCCCCUUCAGAGAACAGGUUGCUUCAGCUUUUCCAAAUUUUAGUUUAACUUUUGAAAACCAGGAUAAAGACAGAACCGGACGAUCUGGAACCAGAACUUGUUUUCCAGACUGAGAAGGUUCUGAACUCGGUCCUCAGUCAGACCAACCUGCAGCUUCCUGUCCAUCCUGGGAAGCUGCAGGUGUGACCGGGUUCUGCUUACCUAAACACUGUUACACAGGAGCACAACAGAGACAACAGGGAAAAAAAACAAUUAUCGCUCAGGAAACAGAAUUUUCCAGGUUUUAUUUUGUUUUUCUGAAUUUUCUCUAAUAAAAAGUUUCCAGAAAUCAAACCUCUAUGUGAAUCAACAGGUUUACAGAAAUAAAGUUGAUUUUUUUAUUUCAG
This is a messenger RNA of Poecilia latipinna (sailfin molly), 1904 nucleotides long. RefSeq names its product protein eva-1 homolog B-like. The coding region runs from base 508 to 975 and encodes 155 amino acids. The record is from RefSeq and is a predicted model, not a curated record. The transcript is spliced from 3 exons. NCBI's taxonomy places the organism in Eukaryota, Metazoa, Chordata, Actinopteri, Cyprinodontiformes, Poeciliidae.